AUGAUGUCCGUACAUCUGCUUCCACGAUUUCAUUACGGCUCGUUCGUUUUUCUCUGGUGUUUUAUCUUCUUGCCACUUAAACAUCGAUGUCGCCACACGUCGGGGCGCCGUUACGAGUUGCCAAUCUGUUCAUAUCUAUCUAUAAAAUACUGUACAUUAUCUAUCUAUCUAUCUAUCUAUCUAUCUAUCUAUCUAUCUAUCUAUCACAGUCUCUUCACAACUAUCUAUCUAUUUCAUUCUAUCUAUCUAUCUAUCUAUCUAUCUAUCUAUCUAUCUAUCUAUCUAUCUGUUGUGUCUCUUCACAUCUAUCUAUCUAUCUAUCUAUCUAUCUAUCUAUCUAUCUAUCACAGACUCUUCACAUCUAUCUAUCUAUCUAUCUAUCUAUCUAUCUAUCUGUUGUGUCUCUUUACAUCUAUCUAUCUAUCUAUCUAUCACAGUCUCUUCACAUCUAUCUAUCUAUCUAUCUAUCUAUCUAUCUAUCUUUCUGUUGGUUAUUCUAUCUAUCAAUUCAAAGACUUAAACACAUCCUAUCUAUCUAUCUAUUAUCUAUCUAUCUAUCUGUUUAGUCAAUUUUUAAACUAUCAUAAAACUUUGGUUCUUCUAUCUAUCUAUUCCAUCUAUUUAUCAGAUAUAGAUCCCAUAACAUCUAUCUAUUUAUUUUCUUCUGUACAUUAUCUAUCUAUCUAUCUAUCUAUCUAUCUAUCUAUCUGUUCAUACCAUUCGAUCGAUCAUAAGAUACAUAAAAUCCCAUGGUUGUACACGUUUUAUUGUAAUAUCUAUCUAUCUAUCUAUCUAAUCGAUCUCGCACGAAAUGACUUAUUUAUUUUCUUUAUUCUUUUCUUUUUCUUCCAAAUCAUUUUUUUUUUUCUUUUUUCAUCUUUUCUUCUUCUUCUUUCUUCUUUUCUUUUCUUUCUUUUUCUUCUUUCUCUUUUGUUCUUUUUCUUUUUUUUUAAUUCCCAAUUUCUUGAAAUUCUUUUUUUCUUCUUUUUCUUCUCUUCUUCUUUUCUUUUCUUUUUUCUUUCUUUUUCUUUUUUUCUUUCUUUCUUCUUUUUUUUCUUCUUUUUUCUUCUUAAAAUUCUUUUUCUUCUUUUCUUUUAA
Messenger RNA from Acanthosepion pharaonis, 1098 nucleotides. NCBI's taxonomy places the organism in Eukaryota, Metazoa, Mollusca, Cephalopoda, Sepiida, Sepiidae. The record is from the annotation of a GenBank genome assembly.